AUGUCCUCAUUUUCCUGCAGGGUGUCAGAAUUCAGCUGCCACAUCUCGGGGUGCUGCCAGGUCUUUGAUACGCUGGAGGGCUACGAGCACCACUACAACACACUGCACAGGAACGUCUGCUCCUUCUGCAAGCGCUCCUUUCCAUCCGGGCAUCUCUUGGAUAUUCACAUCUCGGAGUGGCACGACUCACUCUUCCAGAUAAUGGCUGAGAAGCAAAACAUGUACAAGUGUUUGGUAGAAGGCUGUGCAGAGAAGUUCAAGAGCAGCAAGGACAGAAAGGGUCACUUGGUCACCGUUCACCUCUAUCCUGCUGACUUCCGGUUUGAUAGACCAAAGAAAGUGAAAAGUGGCCCCAAGCAUGUGAGCUCUCCCGCGAAGCUGGGUGCCAGUGUGCCGAUGGAUGUGAGCGUGGAGAUGGCAGAGCAAUUCCAAGUGGACCCCAUGGAAACAGGGCCCAGUGAGAACAUGGAGAUCCCUCUGCCUGCAGCCAGCCCCUACCCCCCGGGGCUGGAGAAACGACUCUAUAAAUCCAGGGUCCCUUCCACAAUUUGCUUUGGACAAGGUGCCACCCGAGGAUUUAAAGGACCAAGGAAGAAAGUCUGAAGGUCAGUGCACCGCAGGGAGGAGUCUGAAGGUCAGUGCACGGGACUGCAAGAUGAGAAGGUGCUGGCUGCUGCCUCCCGCAAACACUAGCGACGGCACCACCGCCAGGCAGGGAUAUUUGCAGUUGCGUGGCAAGGUCCUGCUCCGUACCGGGAGGGCAGCAGGGUGGACACAAGGAUUGUGUGGCAGCAGUUUGGGACACAUCAGUGCCCUGGGAGGUACUUUGCUACAGCCCCUUCGUGUCUCUGUACCACCUCCCUUGGGCAGCAUUUCAGAGGUGGCCUGAGCUUAUGUUUGUCCUUCUGAGACACAAUGAUCUCUUUUCUCAUCCCCUCUGAAAUCAAACUACAAACAAAUUCCUCUGCCUCUGUGCUGUGAGUUUUUGUAUCUCAUCAGUGCCACGACCGCUCUGCGCAGCAAUGGCUUUCUAGAUAGGUGGUCGCAUCCUGCCUGAGCUUAGAAAUGAGCUUAGAAAUGGCAAAUGCUGUUCUGAACCUCCAGGCGGCUGCAGGGAUCGCACAGGCUUUAUGAAAAACUUGCAGGGAACCGCUGCCAAAACUGUGGCAGGGAAAAUGCCGCCCAAAACACACCGCGUUCCCUCUUCCUGUGGGAAGCCCUGCAUCCCCCCCUGCCUCCUGGGGGGUGUCACGCUUCCCUGCCAGCCCUGCUUGUACAGGGGAGAAUCAGAAUCCAGAAGAGAGGUGUAGAUUACAACAAUUAGUUUAAUUCUUUUAAUUUAACUCUU
Messenger RNA from Egretta garzetta (little egret), 1348 nucleotides. It is a transcript of the gene ZNF511, whose product is annotated as zinc finger protein 511. The transcript is spliced from 4 exons. Lineage: Eukaryota; Metazoa; Chordata; Aves; Pelecaniformes; Ardeidae. Bases 1 to 603 code for a protein of 200 amino acids. The record is from RefSeq and is a predicted model, not a curated record.